Molecule: messenger RNA, 1056 nt
Organism: Effrenium voratum
Lineage: Eukaryota; Dinophyceae; Suessiales; Symbiodiniaceae
Source: the annotation of a GenBank genome assembly
AUGACCUUCUACCAGGGAUCUGAGCUCUACAUCGAGUGGGCCGCCCAGCAUGGCUGCGGUGUGAACCAGCCCAACGUCAUGUGCCAGAUGGCCAGCCGCCUCAUUGUGUUGCAGUACAUGUGCGAGAAGGACAACCCGGGGCUGCGGGACGGCACCAAGCGGGGCAAUGACAACACGGCCGGCGGGGAACAGGAGCUGAGAGACGACCAGAAUGACCGGAAUGGAGACCCAGAGCCGCCGACAGCAGUGGAAGCGGCUGAAACUGCGCUGGGCCAGCACGAGCCUUUGGACUUCUACUUGGAUUGCAAGCAGCGGGAGCGCCAGAAAGGUCUCUACACCGCCGACCAAAAUGUCCGCGACGACCGUGGCGCCACGGCCACCAGGCAGAACCCGCAGGGCAACGCGGCUCGGCACCCGGCACCCACGGCACCCACGGCACCCACCCGUCAGUCAGUUGUGCAUGGCCGGAUGGCCAAGGCCAACAACAGGAUGGCGCCCAGGCCCAGAAGAUGUGAGUACUACCAAAGCGAGUCACAGAAUGUCCGUGCCAAAGGCUUUUGCUCCGAGCCGGAGCACAACAAUCCAGAGGCAUGUCAAGAUGCUGGCGCAGAAUGGAAGGAGAGGGGAAGAAUCAACAGACCGAAUCAAGAUGUGGCCGGAGUCUCCUCACGGGACAACCACAAUGGUAACGCGCGAGGGGGCAGGCCCAACUACUACAUGUGGAGGAUCCCUGAGUACAUCGAGGGGCGGUGCGUGUUGCGGCUGCGGUACAACAUCACCACGGGUGACUUCCGCAGCAGCGCGUUGGCGACCCUGGACGGGCCGGCCACCGACAGGCUCGAUGUGGGGGAUGACUACUUCAACCUGGACAAGGCCAUGAAUGAUCCCAACCCGGGCGCUCGUCGUCGAGCCGUCUUCAAGGGCGGGCCCCCGGUGCUGGCCCAAGACCCUGUGGGUGACUGGCUGGACCUGGGCGAGGACUUCCGGCUGCAGCUCCAGGUGAACACCAACCAGUACGGCAGAACCUUCCAAGAUAGGCAAUGCGGAGCGGGCUAG